AUGAUAGUGGAUUUGGUCAGCGCUGCACGUCAAGCAAAUUGGGAGAAUGCUCGUGAUUUAUUAUAUCGUCACUGGGGUUCUGAAUGCCCAAAACUUUACGCACCCAAUCCAGACCAUCCUUGGGAAAUAGCACAGGAUGACAAGGAUAUAAAUAAGGCAUUGUUUGUGCCGUUGGCUGGUGCAUUCUGUGCAGAUUCUGCUGUUACGGACUCAUCCCUUCGUCCAUUGAUAGAGAAGACCGGCCUUUCGGCUGAAACGCGGCGGCCUGGUCAAAUAUGUGGACAUGUGUUCAAGAAUGGAGAGCUUACAUAUAGUUGCAAGGUUUCAUAA
Molecule: messenger RNA, 330 nt
Organism: Strongylus vulgaris
Lineage: Eukaryota; Metazoa; Nematoda; Chromadorea; Rhabditida; Strongylidae
Source: the annotation of a GenBank genome assembly